This is a messenger RNA of Vicia faba (fava bean), 1965 nucleotides long. Lineage: Eukaryota; Viridiplantae; Streptophyta; Magnoliopsida; Fabales; Fabaceae. The record is from the annotation of a GenBank genome assembly.
AUGAACCCUUCUCACCAAUUUAUAGAACAUGGUAUUUCUCACCAGAAUAUAAAGAGAACUUGUUGUGCAAAUGUGCUCACUCUAGCAUACCAGAGUCUUGGAGUAGUCUAUGGUGACCUUAGCACUUCUCCUCUCUAUGUAUACAAGACCUCAUUCUCAGGGAAAUUGAGUCUCAAAGAAGACGAUGAAGAAAUUCUCGGCGUGCUUUCGUUUAUCUUCUGGACAUUUACAGUUAUCGCGCUCUUCAAAUAUGUUUUCAUUGUCAUGUCUGCUGGUGACAAUGGAGAAGGACAUGCGAAACUAAGCAUGUUGCCGAAUCAGCAACCUGCGGACCAAGAUUUAUCUGCUUAUUCGACUAAGGAUUCUGCAGAUACAUGGCAGUCUUCUCGGUUGAAGCUGUUCUUCGAAAAGCACCCGAGAUUUCAGAAAGGACUUCUCAUUUUUGUUCUCUUGGGAACGUGUAUGACGAUUGGCGAUGGUGUGAUUACUCCUGCUAUAUCAGUAUUUUCAGCAGUUUCAGGAGUUCAAGUCAAAAUCAAUCAACUUCAUGACAAUUAUGUUGCUAUCGUCUCAUGUAUCAUUUUAGUUGGCCUUUUCUCCAUUCAGCAUCAUGGAACACAUAGAGUUGCCUUCUUGUUUGCACCAGUUGUUGCAGCAUGGCUUUUGUGCAUCAGUGGUGUUGGUAUAUACAACAUUUUCCGCUGGAACAGACAAGUAUAUCGCGCACUUUCUCCCGUUUAUAUGUAUAGGUUUCUCAGAACCAAUGGCAUGGAAGGAUGGUUAUCAUUAAGUGGAGUUGUGCUUUCAAUAACAGGGGUGGAGACAAUGUAUGCUGACAUGGGUCAUUUUUCUGCACUCUCAAUCAAGAUAGCUUUCACAUGUUUUAAGAAGUUUCUACAAGGCCAUACCAGAAGCUGUAUUUUGGCCAGUUUUUAUAGUUGCAACUUUAGCUGCUGUUUCAAGAUAUAUGGACAGAUUUAUGUUCCGGAAAUCAAUUGGAUACUAAUGUGCCUUUGUUUAGCUGUCACAAUUGGCCUAAGGGACACAAACAUGAUGGGCCAUGCAUAUGGAUUGGCUAUCACCACAGUUAUGUUUGUGACAACAUGUUUGAUGACACUAGUAAUCAUAAUUGUUUGGAAACAAGGGAUAAUAAAAGCACUUUCAUGUUUGCUUUUGUUUGGAUCUAUUGAACUUCUUUACAUCUCAGCUUCUGCCUGCAAAAUCCCCCAAGGAGGAUGGAUACCGAUUUUACUAUCGAUCAUUUUCAUGGCCAUAAUGUUCACAUGGAACUACGGAACAAUGAAGAAACACCAAUUCGAUGUGGAAAACAAGGUCUCAAUGAGCAAGAUGCUAUCCUUAGGACCAUGCUUAGGCAUGGUCCGUGUCCCCGGAAUCGGAUUCAUUUUCAGUAAUCUCGCUUCCGGUAUCCCUGCCAUUUUCGGCCAUUUCAUUACAAACUUACCCGCAUUCCAUCAGGUGUUAGUUUUUAUAUGUGCUAAGUCAGUUCAAGUCCCUUAUGUUAGUGAAAACGAAAGACUAGUCAUCAGCAGGAUCGGCCCGAAGGAGUUCCACAUGUUCCGUUGCAUCGUCCGGUACGGUUACAAAGAUAUGCAACAAGAGAAUUACAAUUUUGAGAACAAAUUGGUAUCUGCAAUAAUACAGUUUAUUGAAACAGAAGAGAAUGCUGAAGAACAAACAAAUGAACUGACUAUAGAUGAUGGAAACAUAAACAUGGAAGAGUCGUAUAAAGCCGAGUCGAUGCAAAUCUUAAAAGCCAAGGAAUCAGGUGUUACUUAUAUAAUUGGACAUUCCUAUGCAGAAGCUAAAAAAUCAUCUUCUAUUUUGAAGAAAUUUGGAAUAGAUAUUGUUUAUGCUUUUCUAAGCAAAAACUGCAGAGAACCUGAUAUUAUGCUGGAUGUAGCUCAUACUUCAUUGCUUGAAGUUGGUAUGGCUUACCAUGUUUAA